Molecule: messenger RNA, 1321 nt
Organism: Lactuca virosa
Lineage: Eukaryota; Viridiplantae; Streptophyta; Magnoliopsida; Asterales; Asteraceae
Source: the annotation of a GenBank genome assembly
AUGGAUCGAUCGGCACUUACGAUGGGUCCAGGUAAUUUUGGCGUCGCGAGGUUGAUGAGGGAUAAACUGACUAACGAGCUUGUUGCAGUCAAGUAUAUCGAGAGAGGUGAGAAGAUAGAUGAAAAUGUGCAAAGGGAAAUUAUCAACCACAGAUCACUCAGGCACCCCAACAUUGUUAGAUUCAAAGAGGUCAUUUUGACACCAACUCAUCUUGCUAUUGUAAUGGAAUAUGCAUCUGGUGGAGAAUUGUUUGAGCGCAUAUGUAAUGCUGGGAGGUUUCCAGAAGAUGAGGCGCGAUUCUUUUUCCAGCAGCUCGUUUCAGGAGUGGGUUAUUGUCAUAAUAUGCAAGUAUGUCAUCGCGACUUGAAACUGGAAAACACACUUUUAGAUGGCAGCCAAGCUCCCAGGCUCAAGAUUUGUGAUUUUGGAUAUUCCAAGUCAUCUGUUCUGCAUUCACAACCGAAAUCAACAGUUGGAACACCUGCAUAUAUUGCUCCUGAAGUCUUACUAAAGAAAGAAUAUGAUGGCAAGAUGGCAGAUGUGUGGUCAUGUGGUGUAACAUUAUAUGUAAUGCUUGUGGGAGCUUACCCUUUUGAAGACCCUGAAGAACCUAAGAAUUUUCGCAAGACAAUACAGCGAAUUCUUAACGUUCAGUACUCGAUUCCUGCCUAUGUUCAUAUUUCCACUGGAUGCCGCCAUUUGAUCUCCAGAAUCUUUGUAGCUGAACCUUCUAAGAGAAUAACGAUGGAUGAGAUUAGAAACCAUGAAUGGUUUAUGAGGAACCUUCCGGGAGACCUUAUGAAUGAUAAUGCAAUAGAUCAAUUUGGAGGGCCGGAGCAACCCACACAAAGUGUUGAUGAAAUUAUGCAGAUAAUAGCGGAAGCUACUAUUCCCCCAGCUGGGGCCCACAACCUCAACCAGUAUCUGACUGGCAGCCUGGACAUCGAUGAUGACAUGGACGAGGAUCUUGAAAGUGAUCCGGAUCUUGAUAUUGACAGCAGUGGGGAGAUUGUAUACGCCAUGUAAGAUUAUAGAUACUUUCAUAAUCCUUGUAAUUUAUCAUCAUCAUCAUCAUCAUCAUCAUAUACCACGAAAGACCGGGUUUUAUCGUGUUUGGUCAACGUAUUGUUGUGAAACAUAUGAUUGUUGUAUUGUAUGUUUUUGCCCAGUUAAUCGGCAUAUAUGUACUCAUAAAAAGAUUGUAAAUUGUUGUACGACAGAUUUACACUUGCUUUGUUUGUAAAAAGUUACAUCUUAAUGGGGAAAGUCUUGUUUUCUUGAUUUUCUGCAUUAAGUCCAAAAGAAACACCAUGCUAUGGAA